CGUGGGUUGACUUCUUCUGUUUUGAUUUAGUCAGAGAUGGGGUUAGUUAAAUAUGUCAAUAAAUAACCAGUCUUUAUUUUACCCGAAGAGGACAAGGUGCAGCACCGGCUUAGUACUUUGAUUUAGUCAAAGAUAAAUGGCUGAGUGAGAUAGGCUACCAGUAAGUGACCAUGGACAAAACAGAUAUUCUAAAACCUUUAAUGGAUGUUGGUCUGGGUCCACUUAUUUUAGAUGGUGGACUGGCAACAGAACUGGAAUCAACAGGUUGUAAAUUACAGGUGAAGUACAUCAAAUUGCAUUUUAUGAGUAAUUCCAAAGAGAGCUGGGGUGUAAUCAUUACAUUAUUCCAAACAGCAACUAAAACGAGAGACUCUGUUGGACAAAUGCAGGUUUGCAACAGAAUCGCCGUAAUGAAUAUACCCCUGUACUUGACGUCAUGUAUAUUUGACUAUAAUGUUUUGCGUGGGUACAGGGAGAUCCUUUAUGGAGUGCAAGGCUGCUACAUACUAACCCACAGGCUAUUAAAGAUGCUCAUUACAGGUGAGUUGUUUAACAUACACUAUUGUUGAUUGUUGUUCUAGUUCCGCCUUUACUGUUGCAAAGCAUUACAGAUGUGGCUCUGUGUCUCUCUUCCUAGGUUCCUGUGUGCUGGUGCCGAUGUGAUAACGACAGCCACGUACCAGGCUAGCGUUGAGGGCUUCACCAGGCACCUGGACAUCACCCCUGAACAGGCCAACCAACUGAUCAUGUCAGGAGUGACUCUGGCCAGAGAGACUGUCAAACACUUUAUGACUGACCAGCCUCCCUCAGGUGAGUGGGCACUGUAAAUUACUGGUGGAGUCCCUGCCCGACUACAUUCUAGACCAGGGAUGGGAAACUUUGACUUUGGGUGGGGGGGAAACAACAAAUCUAAACUCAUCAUGGGGGGGCGCAGUGGCUCACGGCUCUGCAUACCCACAUCCAUACCCACACAGGUAGUCUGAGCCAGCUCUAGCCUUUUGGGGGCCCUAAGCAAAGUUGUUGCCCCUCCCCCUCCACCCCCACGUUGUGAGCCACACAUCAACAGUGGCCAUUGUGGUCCUCUGUAGCUCAAUUGGUAGAGCAUGGCGCUUGUAACGCCAGGGUAGUGGGUUCGAUCCCCGGGACCACCCAUACGUAAAAAUUUAUGCACACAUGACUGUAAGUCGCUUUGGAUAAAAGCGUCUGCUAAAUGGCAUAUUAUUAUUAUUAUUAUUAUUAUUAUUUGACAGCUGAGAAUAGUUUUUUUUUUUUUUAGUUCAUUUCCUGCAAUUCUACACAUUUUGUCUGGUCACUGGUGUAGCCUACAAACGUAAUGUUGUACAAAACUGUUCUAACUAUUGCAUUCCGUGCCUCAUUAAGCAUACGUGCGAUUUCAUGUAAUUUUUUCAGGAGGGGAGUAAGCUACAUGCAGCUAUUUAACAUGUUUUACUCAAAAUACAUUAUCGACAUGUUGGUAAAACUUUGUCAUUAUCGCCAACAUGAGCACGACACAAAUAGACGGUCUGGUUAUGUCCUGUUCUUCUUAGCUGCUGAGUUACAUGCAGCUACAGUGAGGGAAAAAAGUAUUUGAUCCCCUGCUGAUUUUGUACGUUUGCCCACUGACAAAGAAAUGAUCAGUCUAUAAUUUUAAUGGUAGGUUUAUUUGAACAGUGAGAGACAGAAUAACAACAAAACAAUUCCAGCCUUGUGUAGGUCUACAAUCUUGUCCCUGACAUCCUUGGAGAGCUCUUUGGUCUUGGCCAUGGUGGAGAGUUUGGAAUCUGAUUGAUUGAUUGCUUCUGUGGACAGGUGUCUUUUAUACAGGUAACAACCUGAGAUUAGGAGCACUCCCUUUAAGAGUGUGCUCCUAAUCUCAGCUCGUUACCUGUAUAAAAGACACCUGGAAGCCAGAAAUCUUUCUGAUUGAGAGGGGGUCAAAUACUUAUUUCCCUCAUUAAAAUGCAAAUCAAUUUAUAACAUUUUUGACAUGCGUUUUUCUGGAUUUUGUUGUUGUUUUUCUGUCUCUCACUGUUCAAAUAAACCUACCAUUAAAAUUAUAGACUGAUUAUUUCUUUGUCAGUGGGCAAACGUACAAAAUCAGCAGGGGAUCAAAUACUUUUUUCCCUCACUGUAUUUACUCUCGCCACGAUAUCAGCAUAUAUGGCAUAACUAUGGCACCAGGCGAGACGAACUACUCUUUUCACCGGUCCGGAUACCUAAAACGUUUCGCUGCCCAGAGGUGGAACGCAGCAAGACACAGACACGCAGCCUAAUUACAAACUUCAUGUUGUACACACAACUGUUGAAACUAUUGCAUUCCAGGCCUCAAUAAACAUUGGCGGUGGGUGAGGUGAGUUUCCCCCUAGUAUGUAAAGCGCUUUGAGUACCUCAGUUGGUAGAAAAGCGCUAUAUAAAUCCAAUCAAUUAUUAUUAUUAUUAAUUUGCGAUUUAAUGUAAUUUUUUCAUCAUCAUUGCUAACAUUGGCUAAGCUGCUCAGGACCUACCAACUCAGCGAGGCACUCAGAGAUACUGUAAUUUGGACAUGAUCCCUGUAUCUCUGAAGCUCUUAGUUCUAUGAUCACAUCUGAGUUGUUAAAUGCUCAUACAUUACAUGAUUACAUGGUAUCUUUUUAUUUUCUCAGAUCGCAGGGUGCCUCUGGUGGCAGGCUCUGUUGGACCUUACGGAGCGUUUCUGCACAACGGCUCGGAGUACACUGGCGCUUACGCUGCGGAGAUGAGUGUUGAGGUAAGGCAGACAAUGCCAAGAAAGAACUACACAUUGGGGUUGACCUAUCAUGAUCUAUACUGAACAAAAAUAUAAACGCAACAUGUAAAGUGUUGGUUCCAUUUUUCAUGAGCUGAAAAAAAGAUCCCAGAAAUGUUCCAUACGCACAAAAAGCUUAUUUCUCUCAAACUUUGUACACAAAUGUGUUUACAUCCCUGUUAGUGAACAUUUCUCCUUUGCCAAGAUAAUCCAUCCACCUGACAGGUGUGGCAUAUCAAGAAGCUGAUUAAACAGCAUGAUCAUUACACAGGUGCACCUUACAGAGGCCACUCUUAAAUGUGCAGUUUUGUCACACAACACAGUGCCACAGAUGCCUCAAUUUUGAGGGAGCGUGCAAUUGGCAUGCUGACUGCAGGAAUGUCCACCAGAGCUGUUGCCAGAUAAUUGAAUGUUCAUUUCUCUACUAUAAGCCGCCUCCAACGUCGUUUUAGAGAAUUUGGCAGUACAUCCAACCGGCCUCACAACCGCUGACCACGUGUAACCACGUGUCACCACGCCAGCCCAGGACCUCCACAACCGGCUUCUUCACCUGUGGGAUCAUCUGAGACCAGCCACCCAGACAGCUGAUGAAACUGUGGAGUAUUUCUGUCUGUAAUACAGCCCUUUUGUGGGGAAAAACUCAUUCUGGUUGGCUGGGCCUGGCUCCUAAGCUCGCCCCUGCCCAGUCAUGUGAAAUCCAUAGAUUAGGGCUUAAUAAAUGUAUUUCAAUUGACUGUUUUCAUUAUAUGAACUGUAACUCAGUGAAAUGGUUGAAAUGUUGGGUUUAUAUUUUUGUUCAGUAUAGUAGCCCAGUGUUCCUAUGGUCUGUCUGCUCUCUGUCUCUAGCCCCGUUUAUACCUGGUGCUUUGUCCUGAUCUUGUCCACAUUCUGAUGUGUGUCUCUCUCUCUCUCUGUGUCUCCAGGAACUGAAAGCCUGGCACCGCCCGCAGGUCCACUGCCUAGUUGCAGCAGGGGCCGAUCUCAUUGCCAUGGAAACCAUCCCAAGCGUGAAGGAGGCAGAAGCUCUGGUGGAGCUGCUCAGAGAGUUUCCAGAUUGUAAAGCAUGGCUCGCCUUCUCCUGUAAGGUAAUGCUUGCUAUAACUAUAUGUAAUGAAGACUGUUUCUCAAUUUGUCUUUCCUUGAUUCCUCGCGUCCUCUCUCCUUCUCAAACUGCAUUGUAGGAGACGAUCCAAAGUUCCUACCCUUAGACAUUAUUUUCCAAAGCGUUCUGAGAAAUAGGCAAGGAGAGAGGAUGCAAGGGAUCUAGGAAAGACAAACUGAUUCUCUAUAAAUAUGGGAUGUAAGAAUACAGUGAUCUGUCUUCUAUUCUCCUCAGGAUGGACAGUGUAUAUCUGACAGCAGUCGUUUCUCUGAGGCGGUCCAGUUGGCCAGUAGGUCCAGUCAGUUGGUGGCUGUAGGGGUGAACUGCUGUCCUCCAGGCCUGGUCAAGCCCCUCCUAGACUCAGCCAGGAGACAGAAGAGACCAGGCCUCAGCUGGGUGGUCUACCCCAACAGUGGAGAGGAGUGGGAUACAUACUCUGGGUGAGUGAAACUAAAUCACCUUGGAUGCGUCCCAAAUGGCACCCUGUUCCCUACAUGGCACCCCGGGCCCAUAGGGCUCUGGUCUAAAGUAGUGCACUAAAUAGGGAACAGGGUGCCAUUUGGGACGAAGACCUUGGCUUGUGACCUGACACAUCCAGGUUGUAGUAUUAUACUGUAUCAUUUGGCUACACACUGAUGUCUGCUAUAGUAUAAGAUAUCGAGGCGAUAUCAACUUUUCACUUCAGUCAACAGUUCCAUGAUGAUUACUCCAUUGUUUCAAGUGAUUAUUGAGUGAAUCUCUUGUAUUGAUUUAACCUUUUUUAUCAUUUAAAGGUGGAGAAAACCAGAGAAUAGAAUAUCAUCAAUAGCUGAACUGAGUCUGGAGUGGAUGAAACAAGGGUCUGCACUUAUAGGUAAGAGAACAGAUGAUCUAAUGUUGUCUUGACUUUGUAUUGACUAACUAGGACAGGGAUGGGCAACUCGCAUCAAUUUACAGAUCAGUGUUUUUUAGGAACUCAGUCGGGAUCUCAACUUCCUGUUGAGAGUUGGAAUAGUAGAAUACACAAGGCGCCAUUUUGUGGUUGUGCAUCAGCAGCAUCCUGUUAUGUCAGUCGCUGACAGUCACUCAAUUAGCCCAUGGCAACAGAAUCUCACUUAGGGCCCCCAAAAGGCUAUAGCCGGCUCUGACUGCCUGUGUGGGUAUGGAUGUGGUUACGCAGAGCCACUGAUGAGUUCAGAUUUGAUGUGAACCCCGCCCCCAUCGAAGUUGCCCAUCCCUGAACUAGGAUCUCUUGUCUUCCAACAGGAGGGUGUUGCCGCAUCAGUCCUGCCCACAUAGCGGAGCUACGAAGACAGAUACAUGGAAACAUGUCUGGCUCCGAUGCUUCACAGCAUGGACAGGGAAGACCUAACAAGGAAUGAGCUUACAGGGAAGACCUUACAGGGAAUGAGCUUACAGGGAA
Messenger RNA from Coregonus sp. 'balchen', 5268 nucleotides. NCBI's taxonomy places the organism in Eukaryota, Metazoa, Chordata, Actinopteri, Salmoniformes, Salmonidae. The record is from the annotation of a GenBank genome assembly.